Parnassius apollo (apollo) is the source of this 1613-nucleotide messenger RNA. Lineage: Eukaryota; Metazoa; Arthropoda; Insecta; Lepidoptera; Papilionidae. The record is from the annotation of a GenBank genome assembly.
UUGCUGCGCUGGGCGGGUGUCGGUGAUGCGGGCGGCGAUGCGGCGCCGCACAUGAGCCGGCUGCUCUGCUGCCUGCGCGCGCGCCGCCACGACAUGGGCGCAGCGCUCUCCCACCACCAGGAGGGCGAGUGCGACGGCACUGCAGAGCCGGUCGCCCCGCCCACCAUGGCCGACGUCAUCCGGGAGCGGAAGAAGAAGGCCGGCGGUGCGGCUUUAGGCACGUUGAGGCGUCGCCUGGUCGCCGCCGCCAGGAGGCCGCGGGACGCGCGCCCCGACAGAGAAGAAGGCCGGCGGUGCGGCUUUAGGCACGUUGAAGCGUCGCCUGGUCGCCGCCGCCAGGAAGCCGCGGGACGCGCGCCCCGACAGAGGUCAGUGCAGUCGCGAUAUUUACUAAUAUACAAACACAUGUAUGUAUACUAUUGUAAGAAGAAGGCCGGCGGUGCGGCUUUAGGCACGUUGAAGCGUCGCCUGGUCGCCGCCGCCAGGAAGCCGCGGGACGCGCGCCCCGACAGAGGCCGGCGGUGCGGCUUUAGGCACGUUGAGGCGUCGCCUGGUCGCCGCCGCCAGGAAGCCGCGGGACGCGCGCCCCGACAGAGGCACGUUGAAGCGUCGCCUGGUCGCCGCCGCCGGGAGGCCGCGGGACGCGCGCCCCUACAGAGGUCAGUGCAGUCGCGAUAUUUACUAAUAUACAAACACAUGUAUGUAUACUAUUGUAAGAAAAAGGCCAGCGGUGCGGCUUUAGGCACGUUGAGGCGUCGCCUGGUCGCCGCCGCCAGGAGGCCGCGAUACGCGCGCCCCGACAGAGGCCUUGUAGCCAACGGCAUAAAAGAUGAGAAAAAAGAAACAUCCAAUAAUACGUGGUUGGUGGGUGGUGUGUUCGGUAUGGCAGGGUGCGAGCACGCGCGCUUCAUCAGGUCGGUGGUGAGCUCGUGGCGGCUGGCGGAGGUGUUCGUGCUGUGCGAGCAGCUGGAGGCGGGCGCCGCGCUGCGCGAUCUGCUCGUGCAGGCCGAGCUGGCGCGCGAGCCGGCGCCCGCGCUGCACGCAGACCUGCUCGCUGCACUGCGCGACAGGUGGUGGUGCGACGUGGAGCUGGUGGGCGCAGGCUGGUCACUGGCGGCACAUCGUGCCAUACUAGCCGCCAGGUGUUCGUACUUCAGGGAACUGCUGCAGAGGUAUCCCAACGGAUGCCGCGUGCCGCUAGAGGGCGUGGGCGCGUCGCUGUCGAAGGAGGAGCUGCAAGCGAGCGUGCGCGCGCUCUACGCCGGGCCCGCCGCGCGGCGCGCCGCCUGCGACCUGUGCUCCAAAUGGGAGAGGAAUGCAAAAGUGGAGUCCGACCUAGACAUCAUAAGCGGGGAGAACACCGCUUCUCGUCGCUCCUGUGCUUGCGGACGCACGAGGAGUGACGCUCGCAGUCUCCGAAGGCUCGGAGAGAUCCUGGGCUUCUCCAUCGACAUGCUCCACAGAGACAUGAAAUACCUGCUGGAGUCCGGGGAGCAGAGCGACGCGCGGCUUGUGUUCCGGUUGGAGGGCGGCGGCGCGGCGUACGGGUUCCGCACCGCGCUCGAGCUGCCGUGCCACCGCCUCGUGCUGGCGGCGCGCUCUCGCUUUUUCCG